ACAAUAUUUUCUUAAAAUUUUUGUGAUUCAGUCAAAUUAUUAUUAAAUUAGGUACUACCUAAAUAUUUAAAAAACUUCUUUGAUUUAUUUGUUUAAACCAGAAUAGUGAUUAUGAGUGCUGAAGAAAAUAUAUCACAGAUUAAUGAAAGAAUUAAAAAUAUUGACACAGAAAUAGAACGCUUGUCAGUCCUAAAAAGGAAAUUAAACAUUGCAAAAGAAAAACUACAAGAUAGAAAGUAUCUUGAACAGAGUAAUCAUUUAGCCAGUAAUGAUUGGAGCCAGGAAAACUACCCAUGGUCCAAUAAAAUAAGGGAAAACUUGCAGAGCGUAUUUAAGAUACAAACAUUUCGAAGUCAACAGUUAGAGACGAUAAAUGUAACUAUGAGCAAAAUUGAUGUUAUUCUCGUUGCGCCAACGGGGUGUGGAAAAUCUUUGUGCUUUCAACUUCCAGCCAUCACUGAAGCGGGUGUGACACUUGUCGUUUCUCCUCUAAUAUCUUUAAUGGAAGAUCAACUACAUGGAUUACGAAAAAAAGGAAUUUCAGCUGAAUUGUUAUCAAUGUCAACAGAUUCUGAAACUGUAAAUCGAAUUCAUAGAUUCCUGAACGACGCUGAUCUUUCAAAUAAACUGAAAUUACUCUACGUGACACCCGAAAGAAUGGCAAAAUCGAAAAGAUUGAUGAGUGCUCUUCAAAAAUGUUAUCAAAAAGAAAUGUUAGAACGAAUUGCUAUUGAUGAAGUACAUUGUUGUUCUAUUCUCGGACACGAUUUUCGACCAGAUUACAAGUAUCUCGGUACUCUAAAGAGUCUCUUUCCAAAAAUUCCAAUUAUAGGAGUUACAGCUACUGCAUCGCGAAGAGUUAUUAUCGAUGUCCAGAAAAUGCUUAACAUUCGAGGAUGUCUUGUCUUAAAUGCUCCAUUUAACAGACCAAAUUUGUUCUAUGGAGUUAUUGAAAAACCUAACGAAAAUGAUGCUGUUUAUGAUCUUCUUUCAAAUUUGUUAAAAAUUCGAUAUAAAAACAAGUCUGGAAUAAUUUACACAUUUUCAAUUAAGGAUACGGAAACACUUGUAAGUGAAUUACUCCAAAGAGAUUGUAAGGUCAGAGCAUAUCAUGCAUCUUUGGAAGCGAAUCAAAGAUCCAAGGUUUAUCAAAAAUGGAUGAUGAAUGAAAUUCAAGCCGUUGUUGCCACAAUUGCUUUUGGUCUUGGAAUUGAUAAACCAGAUGUUAGAUUUGUUAUUCAUCAUGUUAUGUCAAAAUCCAUAGAAAACUUUUAUCAGGAAACAGGAAGAUGUGGUCGUGACGGAAAAUAUGCUGAGAGCGUACUCUUGUAUAAACUUGGUGAUAUUUUCAAAAUUUCAACGAUGACUUUUGUAGAAACAAACGGUUUGCAAAACGCUUAUUCUAUGGUUGGAUAUUGUAUCAAUGGCAAAAACUGUCGUCGUGAUAUUUUCUCGAAGUUCUUUACUGAGGUUUGGAGUGACAAAAAUUGUGGAAAAAUGUGCGAUCACUGUUCUUUCAAUAGUCGGAGUCGAAAAAUUAUGCCGCCUGUAACAAACAUCACAAGCCAUUAUCGAACUCUGUUGAGAAUAAUUGAAAACGCAAGAGGAAUGGAUAUUAAGCUAACUGCACUUAAGCUUGUUGAUGCUUGGUUCCAUAAAGGACCUACUAAACUGCGACUAGAAAUUUCCCCACCCGCUAUUGAUCGCAAUUUAGGCGAGCAAAUUGUGGCAUUUCUAAUUAUAAAUCACUUUUUAGAAGAAGAUUUUCAUUAUACCGCUUAUAAUACGAUUAGUUACAUUAAAAAAGGUUCAAAAUCAACACAAGAUGAAAUUGAUUAUCAACCUUCGAGAAUUUGUGAAUUACCACUGGUUACAGAACUUGAAGAUAUCUUUAAUGCUUCUCACUCAAGAUCUUAUGAUGAAGAGCCUGAAAGUCAUCUGAGUCAUGCUACAAAGAAACAACGAAUAUUUAUCGACGAUACAGACAGUUUGAAUGACAGCUUCAUAAAUAAUUUACUAAAAGAUGCUGAAAUGAAAAAGCUUAUCGAUGAAAGAAUCGAUCUGAAAGUGCAAAAACUGUUAACAGCGAAUGAUAGAGAAAAGCAAAAACCUAAUGAAAAAUCUUUAAAUGCUUUGACUGAUCAAUUAGAUUCAGAUCAUGAUGAUGUUAUCGAAGUUAUUCCUAAAGUAAAACCUGAAGUCAUUGAAAUUGAUUAAUACGAAUUAUAAUUUUAAUAAAUUUUCUGGAUUUUAUAAAGAAAACAAAUUUAAUUCUAGAUGAUUGCUGACUUCAUAAUGCUUCUCAUUUUUUAAAAUAAAUUUUUCGUUGAGCUCCCUCAAAAAAAAGGAGUAUGUUUAACAAAUUAUGGUAUGUUCAAUAAAUAAGAGUAAAUUCAAUAAACUUAGGGGGUGAACAAUCAGAC
This is a messenger RNA of Clunio marinus, 2423 nucleotides long. Lineage: Eukaryota; Metazoa; Arthropoda; Insecta; Diptera; Chironomidae. The record is from the annotation of a GenBank genome assembly.